AUGGGAAAACUCCCGCUUCUUCCCCUAGCCCUGGCGCCGUCUCGCAUCAUCGCCUCGACACCACCACAACGCAGCAAACCAUGGCUGUCACCGAGCAGACUCGCCGUGCAAGUCCGCCACGCCACUUUUAUCCCCAGACCUCGGCGACCAUAUACGUUUACGCAGCUAGUCACCCUGUCCGACGGCUCGACGUACACCAUGCGCACCACCUCCCCAGCCCCCAUCUACCGCGCGUCAAAGGAUACCCGCAACAACCUGCUCUGGCAACCGAGCGAAAAGUCGCUGCGGAACCUGGAGUUGGAUGAGGCCGGUAAACUGGCGGCUUUCCGUGAGCGGUUCGGUCGCGCCUUCGAUGCUGCUGCUCAAUCGGAAGACGGUGAGGCUCCGGCCGAGGCAGAUGGUCGAGUGGACGACUUUGCGGAUCUGAUUACUGGGUACGCUCCUCAAGAUGCGAAUUCCAUGAUGGAUUCAGGACCAAAGAAAUCCCCGACGAGGAGAAAGUAA
Molecule: messenger RNA, 504 nt
Organism: Ustilaginoidea virens
Lineage: Eukaryota; Fungi; Ascomycota; Sordariomycetes; Hypocreales; Clavicipitaceae
Exons: 1
Coding region: 1-504 (167 amino acids)
Biological process (GO): mitochondrial translation
Cellular component (GO): mitochondrial large ribosomal subunit
Molecular function (GO): structural constituent of ribosome
Source: RefSeq, a predicted model, not a curated record